Closterium sp. Yama58-4 is the source of this 714-nucleotide messenger RNA. The record is from the annotation of a GenBank genome assembly. Lineage: Eukaryota; Viridiplantae; Streptophyta; Zygnematophyceae; Desmidiales; Closteriaceae.
AUGUGCCGAACAGAGGGGGCAGGGGUAGAGGUGGCGGCGGGGGAGGCGGGGGUGGGGGAGGUGGGAGUGGAGGUGGGGCUGGAGAGGCUAGUGGCGGCAGUGGGGGCGGUGCCGGCAGCGGCUGGGGCGGUGGCAGGGGCGGGGGCGGCAGCGGGGGCGGAGGUGGUCGUGGCAGCGGCAGGGGAGGAGGUGGUCGAGGAGGUGGCGGCGGCGGUGGUGGUCGUGGAGGCGCUAGCAGCGGCCAGAGCCAGCAGCCCAGUCCGUCCCUCCAGGAGGCCCGUGAGUGGUACUCUCAGCACGGGGGGGGGUGGGCUUAGCUGCACGUACGUUAUCCGCACUGGUGACCGCACUGGUCAGACGUGUGGGAGGCCGCACCCCACGCAGCGCUGCUUCUCUCGCCUCGAUGACGCCUGGCGUGAUCAGUACCCUGAUGCCUCUGAGCUGCCCCGCUGGUUUGAUCUGCUGAAGAAUGGAGUUGAUAUCUAUGCUCUAGACUUUGAUGCUAUUCUCACUGCCAUGUAUGUGAUGUCUAUUAGUGGAGAGAGUGCUCAGUACCUGUGUGUUCCGCCCGACCCGGGCAUUCGGACCAGUGAGGCUGCCGCUCUAGGUGCUAGUGAGACUGCCACUCCAGGUACUCGCGUGUCUGCUACCCCAGGUGCUGGUGAGGCUGCUGCUCUAGCCGCUCGCUCGGCCAGUUGCUGUCUCCCUCGCUGA